AAAAAAAAACUCAAAAAGACUCAUCAGUUUCUUUUUUUCUUCUUACAAAACUACGGUUUUGUUUUUCCACAAAUUCACAUUUGUCUAUAUCUCACUGUGAAUGAAAGGAAACAAGAAAGACUCAUCGGAGAAACCCAUAUGGGAUCGGACCUCAUCGAAUAUAUCCAUGACCCGACCCGGUCGUUUAAUGAUCUGGCUCCUCCUCUUCAUCUCCGUCACUUAUAUCAUCUACACUCUCAAGAUCGUCUCCACUUCACACCCUUGCCAAGAAGAUCUUACCUCCUAUGACUCCGACUCAAUUCUUCAUCAUCAAAGACCCGCGAAAAAAGCACUCACGGUUCCGGUAACGGCGGCGGAGCACGAAGCCACCGAUCUAAACCAUGUGGUGUUCGGUAUUGCUGCGUCGUCGAAGCUAUGGAAACAUAGGAAAGAGUAUAUCAAGAUUUGGUUUAAGCCAAAGAAGAUGAGAGGAUACGUGUGGUUAGACAAAGAGGUAAAGAUUAAAUCAGACGCCGGAGAUCAAGAAAACCUCCCGCCGGUGAGAAUCUCCGGUAACACGUCGUCGUUUCGUUAUACUAACAAGAAAGGACACCGAUCAGCGAUACGGAUCUCGAGGAUAGUUUCCGAGACGCUGAUGAAUCUUGAUUCUGAGGAGAAGAAGAAGAACGUGAGGUGGUUCGUGAUGGGUGAUGAUGAUACCGUGUUUGUUACGGAUAAUCUAAUUAGGGUUUUGAGGAAGUAUGAUCACGAACAGAUGUAUUAUAUUGGGAGCUUGUCGGAAUCUCAUUUACAGAACAUUUUUUUCUCUUAUGGAAUGGCUUAUGGUGGUGGUGGUUUUGCUAUUAGUUAUCCUUUGGCUGUGGCUUUGAGUAAGAUGCAAGAUCGGUGUAUUCAGAGGUAUCCGGCUUUGUAUGGUUCUGAUGAUCGGAUGCAAGCUUGUAUGGCUGAGCUUGGUGUUCCUUUAACUAAGGAGAUUGGGUUUCAUCAAUACGACGUUCAUGGGAACCUCUUUGGCCUCCUAGCUGCACAUCCGGUAAUACCGUUUGUAUCAAUGCACCAUCUUGAUGUUGUGGAACCGAUUUUUCCAAACAUGACUCGUGUUCGGGCCAUUAAGAAACUAACUACACCGAUGAAGAUCGAUUCGGCCGGGCUUCUCCAGCAAUCAAUAUGUUAUGACAAGUACAAAAGCUGGACGAUUUCGGUCUCGUGGGGAUACGCGGUCCAGGUGUUCCGCGGAUCUUUUUCUCCUCGCGAAAUGGAAAUGCCUUCUAGGACUUUCUUGAAUUGGUACAAAAGAGCGGAUUACACUGCCUACGCGUUCAAUACUAGGCCCGUGAGUCGCAAUCCUUGCCAAACACCGUUUGUUUUCCACAUGUCAAAUGUGAAAUUCGACCCGCAGUUGAAUACGACGGUUAGCGAAUACACGAGGCAUCAGGAUCGGCAUCCGGCUUGCCGCUGGGAUAUGGCUAACCCGGAGGAGAUCAACAAUAUAGUAGUCUACAAAGAACCGGAUCCUCACCUAUGGAGCAGGUCACCAAGAAGAAACUGUUGCAGAGUAUUACAAACAAAGAGGAAUAAUACAUUAUGGAUAAAUGUUGGUGUAUGUAGAGCAGGUGAAGUCACUGAAGUUAAGUAAUACCAAAUUUUGUAAUAAAAUGAAUUUUGAUAGAGAAAAUAUAUUAGAGGCACCUUCUUAGGCUUUUUAAUCAUAUGGUUUUUGCCAGCUAAUUAUUUAAUUUUACUCCA
Molecule: messenger RNA, 1746 nt
Organism: Capsella rubella
Lineage: Eukaryota; Viridiplantae; Streptophyta; Magnoliopsida; Brassicales; Brassicaceae
Exons: 3
Coding region: 101-1636 (511 amino acids)
Molecular function (GO): acetylglucosaminyltransferase activity
Source: RefSeq, a predicted model, not a curated record